This is a messenger RNA of Lynx canadensis (Canada lynx), 936 nucleotides long. Its product is annotated as olfactory receptor 56A3-like. Gene Ontology annotation, molecular function: G protein-coupled receptor activity; olfactory receptor activity. Gene Ontology annotation, biological process: G protein-coupled receptor signaling pathway. Gene Ontology annotation, cellular component: membrane. NCBI's taxonomy places the organism in Eukaryota, Metazoa, Chordata, Mammalia, Carnivora, Felidae. The record is from RefSeq and is a predicted model, not a curated record.
AUGACAACUCAUGGAAAUGACUCCACUAGGGUUUCAGACUUUCUCCUGAAUUGUUUUGUCAGGUCCCCCAGCUGGCAGCUCUGGCUGUCCCUGCCCCUCAGCCUCCUAUUCCUCCUGGCCAUGGGGGCUAACGUUAUUCUCCUAAUCACCAUCCGGCUGGAGGUCUCUCUACACCAGCCCAUGUACUACCUGCUCAGUAUUGUCUCCCUGCUGGACAUUGUUGUCUGCCUCACUGUCAUCCCCAAAGUCCUGGCCAUCUUCUGGUUUGACCUCAAGUCCAUCAGUUUCUAUGCCUGCUUCCUCCAGAUGUACAUCAUGAAUUGCUUCUUUGCCAUGGAGUCCUGCACAUUCAUGGUCAUGGCCUAUGACCGCUAUGUAGCCAUCUGCCACCCACUGAGGUACCCAUCCAUCAUCACUGACCAAUUUGUAGUCAAGGCUGUCUUUAUUUUGGCCAGGAAUGCACUUCUUACUGUGUCCAUUCCCAUCCUCUCUGCCCGGCUCCAUUACUGUGGGAGAAAUGUCAUUGAGAAUUGCAUCUGUGCCAAUAUGUCUGUCUCCAGGCUCUCCUGUGAUGAUGUCACCAUCAAUCGCCUCUACCAGUUUGCUGGAGGCUGGACACUGCUAGGAUCCGACCUCAUCCUCAUCUUCCUCUCCUACACCCUCAUACUGCGAGCGGUGCUGAGACUCAAGGCAGAGGGUGCUGUGGCCAAGGCCCUGAGCACAUGUGGCUCCCACUUCAUCCUUAUCCUCUUCUUCAGCACCAUCCUUCUGGUCUUCGUGCUCACUCAUGUGGUGAAGAAGAAGGUCUCACCCAAUGUGCCAGUCCUGCUCAACGUCCUCCACCAUGUCAUCCCUGCAGCCCUCAACCCAGUUUAUGGAGUGUGGACCCAGGAGAUCAAGCAAGGAAUCCAGAGAUUACUGAAGAAAGGGUGGUAA